This is a messenger RNA of Acanthosepion pharaonis, 639 nucleotides long. The record is from the annotation of a GenBank genome assembly. Lineage: Eukaryota; Metazoa; Mollusca; Cephalopoda; Sepiida; Sepiidae.
AUGCAAAUUGUUCAUAUCUAUCUAUCUAUCUAUCUAUCUAUCUAUCUAUCUAUCUAUCUAUCUAUCUCAGAUUUUUUUCUUUCUUUUUUGUCUCAGACAAUACUUUAUAUUUUCUAUCAGAAUUUAGUAAUAUCUAUCUAUCUAUCUAUCUAUCUAUCUAUCUAUCUAUCUAUCUAUCUAUCUAUCUAUCUGUUUGUUCAUCUUCUUGUAUCUUUCUUUCUUUCUUUCUUUCUUUCCUUUCUUGUAUCCAUGCAUUCAUCUCUUCUUUCUUUCUUUCUUUUUUCUUUCUUUCUUUCUUUCUUUCUUUCUUUCUUUCUUUCUUUCCUUUCUUGUAUCCAUGCAUUCAUCUCUUCUUUCUUUCUUUCUUUCUUUCUUUCUUUCUUUCUUUCUUUCUUUCUUUAUCCUUUCUUUCUUUCCUUUCUUGUAUCCAUGCAUUCAUCUCUUCUUUCUUUCUUUCUUUCUUUCUUUCUUUCUUUCUUUCUUUCUUUCGUUUAUUUCUUAACGAUUAACCCUCUCUGCUUUGAUUUUCAUUUUCUUUCUUACAACUGCUUCUUUCUUUCUUUUUCUUUCUUUCUUUCUUUCUUUCUUUCUUUCUUUCUUUCUUUUCUUUCUUUUUUUCUUUCUUUCUUUCUUUCUUAA